Messenger RNA from Gekko japonicus, 4500 nucleotides. It is a transcript of the gene NEURL4, whose product is annotated as neuralized E3 ubiquitin protein ligase 4. The record is from RefSeq and is a predicted model, not a curated record. The transcript has 29 exons. Lineage: Eukaryota; Metazoa; Chordata; Lepidosauria; Squamata; Gekkonidae. Gene Ontology annotation, molecular function: ubiquitin protein ligase activity. Bases 1 to 4392 code for a protein of 1463 amino acids.
AUGAUUGUGAAUUCCUGGAGUGGCUCCAUUGAGAUUGGGGUGACAGCCUUGGACCCCAACCUUUUGGACUUCCCCAGCAGCGCCACAGGCCUGAAGGGUGGCUCCUGGAUCAUCUCCGGCUGCUCUGUGCUGCGGGAUGGGCGUUCCAUCUUGGAGGAGUACGGGCAAGACCUGGAUCAGCUGGGCGAGGGCGAUCGGGUGGGCAUCCAGCGCACGGCCAAUGGGGAGCUGCGGCUCUGGGUCAACGGGCAGGACUGCGGCGUGGCAGCGACUGGUAUCCCCCACCGUGUCUGGGCGGUCGUCGAUCUAUACGGCAAGUGCACCCAGAUCACAGUGGUGCCGAGCAGCGCGGAGGAGGCAGAAGAAGGAGCGCCACAGGAUGAAGUGCUGGACCUCCCUUGCAAUCAGAACCGGCCUGAUAAGUUCCCCAACAGUCUGGAGUCAGAGAAUGGCUUUUCCAGCAUGGAGCUCUCCGAGGUGGUGAGCAACGCCAUCUUGUCGGCCUACAACGGGAACCUGUUGAACGUCAGCCUGGGCAGCCCACCCUCGGACUCGGCCCCCUGCGGGGCCCCGCCCAUGACCUCCAACGACGCCCUCCUCUUCCACGAGAAGUGCGGGACCCUCAUCAAGCUCAGCAACAACAACAAGACGGCCGAGCGGCGGCGCCCCCUGGACGAGUUCAACAAUGGCGUCGUCAUGACCAACCGCCCGCUGCGCGACAACGAGAUGUUUGAGAUCCGAAUUGACAAGCUGGUGGACAAAUGGUCGGGAUCCAUAGAAAUCGGCGUGACCACGCACAACCCCAACAACCUGGAGUACCCGGCCACCAUGACUAACUUGCGCUCAGGAACCAUCAUGAUGAGCGGCUGCGGCAUCCUGACCAACGGCAAGGGGACGCGGAGGGAAUACUGCGAGUUCAGCUUGGACGAGCUGCAGAACUCUGCUCACACUUCCUCUCUGCUUCCGCAGGAGGGAGACCAUAUCGGUCUGACCCGGAAGUCCAACAAUGCCCUUCAUUUUUACAUCAAUGGUAUCGAUCAAGGUGUGGCCACCAACCUGACUCCCCUGGUGGUUUAUGGUGUGGUAGACCUUUAUGGCAUGGCUGUGAAGGUCACCAUCGUGCACAACCAUAACCACAGUGACCGCCUCCGGCGUAACAACGCCAUCAUGAGGGCCCUGUCGCCAGACGUGGGGCGCCGCGCCAUCGAUGCUGGGAGUGAGCCGGAGCCGGAGCGCCUGCUUUUCCACCCAAACUGUGGGCAGAAGGCCGCCAUCAUCAACGAGGGACGGACCGCUCUACGGCCCCAUGCCACAGAUGAUUUCAACCACGGAGUGGUCUUAAGCAACCGGCCGCUGCGCAACGGCGAGGUCUUCCAGGUGCGCAUUGACAAGAUGGUGGACAAGUGGGCAGGUUCCAUUGAGAUCGGCGUGACCACCCACAACCCCACUUACCUGCAGCUGCCUUCCACCAUGACCAACUUGCGGUCAGGCACCUGGAUGAUGACGGGGAACGGGGUGAUGCACAAUGGGACGACCAUCUUGGAUGAAUACGGACACAACCUGGACCGCCUGAAGGCAGGUGACACAGUGGGUGUCGUGCGCAAAGAGGACGGGACGCUGCACUUCUUCGUCAACGGGGUGGCACAGGGUCCUGCCGCAUGGAAUGUCCCACCAAACAUCUACGCUGUCGUGGACCUGUACGGGCAAGCGGCCCAGGCGACCAUAGCUGAUGACACAGAUCUUCUCCCUCUUCCGGAUGACCUGUCGGAAGGGAACAACCAGCUGUCUCCCAGCAGCCCGUCCUCCGUCGCUUCGGGGAGCGACCUGCGCUUCCACCACCUCCACGGCAACAACGCGGUCAUCACCAAUGGGGGGCGGACGGCGCUGCGCCAGAAUUGCCGUAGCGAAUUCAACGAUGCCAUCGUCAUCUCCAACCGGCCGCUCCGAGAUGGGGAAUUGUUUGAAAUCGCAAUUCAGAAGAUGGUAGAUCGCUGGUCGGGCUCCAUUGAAGCAGGUGUCACUGCCAUCCGUCCAGAGGACCUGGAGUUCCCCAACACCAUGACGGACAUUGACUAUGACACGUGGAUGCUGAGCGGCACAGCCAUCAUGCAGGACGGCAACACCAUGCGCAACAAUUACGGCUGCGACUUGGACUCGCUGACUACCGGGUCGCGCAUUGGCAUGAUGCGCACCGCCAAGGGCGACUUGCACUACUUCAUCAAUGGUGUCGACCAGGGCGUGGCCUGCUCGGGGCUGCCUCCAGGGAAGGAGGUCUACGCUGUGAUAGAUUUGUAUGGCCAGUGUGUCCAGGUGUCCAUCACGAGCGCCACCGGACCCAUGGACAACAGCCUGUCCACCAGCAACAUCACUGAGAAGUCCUUCCCCAUCCAUUCGCCAGUGCCCGGAGUGGCCCACCGCUUUCACGGCAGCUGUGGCAAGAACGUGGCCUUCCAGGACGACGGGUGUCGGGCCGUGCGCGUGGCCGGGUACUGUCACGGCAUCGUUUUUAGCAUGAAAGAGCUGAAGACGGAUGAGGUCUUCGAGGUGAAAAUUGACGAACUGGAUGAGAAGUGGUCCGGCUCGGUUCACGUGGGGUUGACCACCUUCCUGCCGUUGGACGCCCCUUACGCGGUCACUGGGCUGCCCUCCACCGUCCUCGAACUCCGUUCCAAGGUGACCUGGCUGGUGACGGGUACCGAGGUGCGGCGCAACGGCAUCCUGCAGAAGCAUAACUAUGGCUGCUCACUAGAGCGCCUUGGGGUGGGGAGCCGCAUAGGUGUGAAGCGCUGUACUGACGACACCAUGCACAUCUUGAUCGACGGAGAAGACAUGGGGCCUGCAGCAACUGGGGUGGCUAAGAAUGUCUACGUGGUGCUGGAUCUCUACGGCCGGGUCACGUCGGUCUCCAUCGUGAGCUCCAGCACGCUGGAAGAGGCGGAUGGCACCAAACCUCCCUCGGUCACUUCAGAGCCCUUCAGUGAAGAGGAGGAGGAGGAGGAAGCUAUACCAUGUGAGAACGAGGUCCCCGCGGUGACGUCCUCCAUGCAGUUCCUCGAGAACCACGGCAAGAACAUCCUGCUGUCCAACGGCAACCUGACGGCCACCCGCGUCUCCAGCUACAACCAGGGCAUCGUGGUGGUCGCUCAACCCCUCCCUCCGCAGCAGCUCUUCCAGUUUCAGAUCGAUUCCCUGAACCCACAGUGGACUUCCUCGCUCUCUCUGGGGGUCAUCGGCAGCUCUCCCGAGCGGCUCAAUUUCCCCGCCACGGCCUGCUCCCUGAAGCGCUCCACGUGGCUGCUGCAGCGUGACUCGGUCUUCCACAACUCCCUCAAGAUCGUUGAGAACUACGGUCCCAACUUGGACACCUGCCCCGAAGGGACGGUGCUGGGCCUCCUGGUGGACUCCAGCAGCUGCCUCCACCUCUACGUCAACGGGAUGGACCGGGGAGUGGCCGCGCAAGACAUCCCCAGCCCCUGCUACGUCUUCAUCGAUCUCUAUGGGCAGUGUGAACAGGUUACCAUUGUCACGAACGGCACUCCUGCAGUGGGAGCGGAAGGCGCCGACCCCCGUAGCCAGGGGGACAUGGAGAAGGCAGACGUGGUGGACGGUAUCAAGGAGAGUGUGUGCUGGACACCCCCCGUAGACCUGAAUACCAUGAAGACCUGUGAAUACCACGCCCUGUGUGCUCGCUUCAAGGACCUCCUCCUCCUGCCAGACGACUAUUUUGUGGAAGAUCCGAAGUACAGCCUCUGCUAUUGCGAGUCCUGCCACAAGCUCCGGGGUGAUGAAGCGUACUACAAGCGUGGGGAGCCGCCUCGAGAUUACGCCCUGCCUUUCGGGUGGUGCCGCUUCAGCCUCAGAAUCAAUCCCCGGCUGGAGGUAGCCAGUACCUCUAAGAAGUGGCACAUGGCCUAUCACGGAACGAGCCUCGGGGCAGUACGCCGCACGUUGGAUCAAGGGGAGCUGGUGCCAGGGAGCACGUCCAUCCUGAGCUGCCGCCCAGUCAAGGCAGACCCGCAGGGCAGUGGUGGUGGAGGAGGAGGAGGAGGAGGCGGCAGCGGGGGCAGCAGCGGAGGGUACCGUGAGGCCGAGGAGAACAGCUCCCCCAGCCGCGAGGAUCUCCUGCGCAUCCUGCUGUCACCCACCCUGCGCUACGCCGGGCUGGAGGCGUUUGCCACCAAAGUGCAAUUUAAAGACCCAAAGUCCCAUCGGCAGCACGCGGCUCAGGUGGCCUUCCAGGUGUGCGUGCGCCCCGGCUCCUACAAAGUGUGCCCCCAGACCCUGGCCGUCCCGGAGCCGUUGGACCCCCGCUUCAGCAGUGCCGAGAUCGAGUGGGUCACCAAGGAGAAGGGGGCGACGGUCUUGCAUGGGCUGCUGAUCCGCGUGGAGUGAGACGGCCUCCCUCCCCCACCCCCGUCCACGGGAGGGGGGGCUUGAUCCGACGCCACAGCACGCAGGGAGGGGUGGCUCUCACCGAGUGAGCCCCCCCCCCCCGCUCCU